Messenger RNA from Arachis duranensis, 1712 nucleotides. Its product is annotated as calcium uptake protein, mitochondrial. Lineage: Eukaryota; Viridiplantae; Streptophyta; Magnoliopsida; Fabales; Fabaceae. Gene Ontology annotation, biological process: calcium import into the mitochondrion; mitochondrial calcium ion homeostasis. Gene Ontology annotation, molecular function: calcium ion binding. Gene Ontology annotation, cellular component: uniplex complex. The record is from RefSeq and is a predicted model, not a curated record.
AACACAACGGCCACAAGUUUUGGCGCGUAACUCGUGGGGACCACAAGUUUUGGCACAAAACACACGCCUCUUUUUCUGUUUCUGUUUCAGUUUCAGUUUCAGUUUCAGUCUCAACCCGCAACAUUGCCAUGUAUUCUCGCACCAGAGCUUUGCCAUUAUCUCUCAGGCUCAGCACAAGGAUUCUGUGCACCCAAUCAGAGAGCUCCACGUCAUCAUCUUUGAGGCCCUUGGCUUCUCAAAGUAACCACUUUGAAUCUUUUCUCAGAUCAAUAGCUUCUGGCGUUGUGCUUCUUGGAACCACCUUAGGCUACUGGUAUUCCUCUUACUCCUCUUCAUGUUUCUUGAGACACAAGAUUGAUUGAUAUUGUUUUUUGGAUUUCUCGUUUUCAUCCUUUACAGACAGCUACAGAAGAAGAGUAUUCUUCAACUAUGAAAAACGUAUCCGCUUACAGAGCCCUCCAGAGAAGGUUUUCGAGUACUUUGCAUCGAUCAAAACCGCGAAUGGCGAGGUUUAUAUGACACCUGCAGAUUUGAUGCGUGCUGUUGUUCCGGUGUUCCCUCCUUCGGAAUCGAACCGUGUUAGAGAGGGCUUUCUCAGAGGGGAGCAGGUUCCUGGUACAUUGCGGUGUCAACCCUCUGAAUUCUUUAUGCUCUUUGACACUAACAAUGAUGGAGUCAUUUCUUUUCCAGAGUACAUCUUUUUUGUUACUCUCCUCAGCAUACCAGAAUCCAGCUUCACAGUUGCCUUCAAAAUGUUUGAUCUUAACAAUAAUGGGGAAAUAGACAAAGAAGAAUUCAAGAAAGUGAUGGCUUUGAUGCGAUCUCAAAACAGACAGGGGGCUAGCCACAGGGAUGGACGGCGCCUCGGAGUUAAAAGUUCGGUGGACGAGGGUGGUAUAUUGGAGUAUUUCUUUGGCAAAGAUGGAAAUACUUGUUUGGAACAUGGAAAAUUUGUUCAGUUCUUAAGAGACUUACAUGAAGAGAUCUUGAAGUUGGAGUUUGCUCACUAUGACUACAACAGAAAAGGAACAAUUUCAGCCAAAGAUUUCGCACUUUCCUUGGUUGCAGCUGCUGAUAUCAAUCAUAUAAACAAACUGUUGGAUAGGGUGGAGGAAAUGAAUGAUGAUUCGCAUCUCAGAAACAUAAAAAUCACAUUUCAAGAGUUUGAAGCCUUUGCAGAAUUGCGCAAGCAGUUGGAAUUCUUCUCCCUAGCCAUAUUCAGCUAUGGGCAAAUUAGUGGAGAGUUGACAAAAUCUGAUUUUCAGAGAGCAGCAUCACAGGUAUGUGGCAUCACUAUUACAGAUGCAGUUGCUGACAUAAUUUUUCAUGUUUUUGAUGCUAACCGGGAUGGAAACUUGAGUGCUGAUGAGUUUAUUAAAGUUAUACAAAGAAGAGAAAGCAGUACAGCACGUGAAGGCAUGGGAAGUUUGUUAUCUUGCUUUUGGAACUGUGCAACAAAGCGUUCAUCAACUAAGCUUCAAAGUUAAUGAUGAAUUAAUCUAAUUAAGCAUUGCAAUGAAUUCAACCAUGUGAAGCAACACAGGAUGAAGAUUUAUCAUUUAUCACAUGAUUUUGCUGUGUUCUCAGAGAUGUAGAGUGUUGAAUUUUCAUUUUUUGUCCAAGAUCUUUCCCUUUCUGGGAAUUUGUCCUCAUAUGAUCAUUUUUGUACAUACUGAUAAACCAGCUACUAUUAAAUAUUAUUGCUUCUCAUA